Molecule: messenger RNA, 2019 nt
Organism: Musa acuminata AAA Group (dessert banana)
Lineage: Eukaryota; Viridiplantae; Streptophyta; Magnoliopsida; Zingiberales; Musaceae
Product: protein FAR1-RELATED SEQUENCE 7-like
Exons: 1
Coding region: 1-2019 (672 amino acids)
Biological process (GO): regulation of DNA-templated transcription
Molecular function (GO): zinc ion binding; DNA-binding transcription factor activity; sequence-specific DNA binding
Source: RefSeq, a predicted model, not a curated record
AUGGUGGAUAAUCUCGGGAAUAACGAAAGCACGGAGAGUUGUACGGACUCGGUUAUCAGCUGUCUGCCUCGAGAAGGAAUGGAAUUCGACUCCGAACAGGACGCUCACGAAUUCUACACUCAGUAUGGAUGGAAGACUGGAUUCAGUAUCCGAAGAGAGUAUGGGAAUAGAUCGAGGAAGACUGAUCAGAUAACGUCUAGAAAAUUCACUUGUUCUAAGGAGGGGUUUCGAGGCCCCGACAAACGGCAGGAAAAGGUAAGGCACCCGAAGAGUCCUCGUCCUGAGACCAGGACUGGUUGCCUUGCGCACAUGACCAUUAAGCUCAGCAAGACGAAUGGAAAAUAUCUGAUCUGCAGCUUCGAAGCUGAACACAAUCACCCUCUCCACAUCCCUCCGUGUCCUUACUUGAUACGGUCGAAUCCGAAAAUUUCGGAAGCACAGGGCUCGGAGGUUCUUUUAGCUAAUGAUUACAGCUUAUGCAAGCAAGACCACAGGAAUCACCUUUCCACUAAACGACAGCGAGACAUGAAGUAUGGAGAAGCUGGAAGCUUACUUAAGUACUUCCAAACUCAGUUGAUGGAAAAUCCUUCGUUCUAUUAUGCAGUGCAAUUAGAUGCAGAUGAAAAGAUAGCUAAUGUAUUUUGGACAGAUCCGAGAAUGAUAAUUAAUUAUUGUCAUUUUGGUGAUGUUGUCUCAUUCGAAACAAAGUUUCGGAGCAACAAAGAACUCCGUCCCUUUUCAUCAUUUGUGGGCUUUAAUCAUCAUAGAGAGACCAUCGUGUUUGGAGCAGCACUUUUGUAUGAUGAAACUACAGCGUCUUUCCAGUGGUUGUUUGAGACUUUCCUUGAGGCAAUGUCGGGCAAGAAACCCAAAACCAUGUUCACCGAUCAGGAUGAUGCCAUAUCAAAAGCAGUCUCUCUAGUUAUGCCAGAAACAUACCAUCAGUUUUGUAUUUCACACAUGAAACAAAAUGCUGGUAAAAAUCUUAGUCAGUUGUUUAAAGGUGACUUUGAUUUUAAGAAAGAAUUCAAAGCUUGUAUCAGUCAAUAUGAGGAAGUGGACGAGUUCCUACAUGCAUGGGAUGCAAUGCUUGAUAAGUAUAGCAUUCAUGACAACAGUUGGUUGCAAAAAAUAUUUGAAGUGAAAGAGAAAUGGGCCAGACCAUACAUAAAGUACAGCUUUUCAGCUGGAAUUAGGAGUUCAAAUUUGAGUGAGAGUUUGAACUCUAGCUUGAGAAACUAUCUCAAGUCUGAUAUGGACUUGGUGCAGUUUUUUAGGCAUUUUGAACGGGUGUUUAAUGAUAAUUGGUAUACGGAAUUGGAGUCCGAAUACAAUUCUAGGGAAAAGCUGCCGAAGUUUAAGAUUAAGGCUCCCAUGCUGAUGCAAACUGCAGUAAUUUACACCAAUAAUAUUUUUCAGUUGUUCCAGUCUGAGUAUGAGGAAUUCCAAUCGGCUUACAUCACAUACCGCAACGAGAGCGGCCCAACUCAUGAAUACUUGGUUGCAAUUUGUGAUCAACCCACAGUGUACAAAGUCAUUGGGGACCCUUUGGAGCAAAGUGUGUCAUGUACCUGCAGGAAGUUUGAGACACAUGGAUACUUAUGUAGCCAUGCUGUGAAAGUUCUUGAUGCUAUGGACAUCAAGUACCUGCCAAGCAAGUAUAUCUCAAGACGAUGGUCAAAGGAUGCAAGGGAUGAGAGCAUGAAGGACCAAGAUGGUAAGAAUAUCCAACUUACCACAAACAUGAAAGCUUCAAUGCAUUAUCGAUACUUGUGCCCCAAGUAUGUUAGGCUUGUUGCUCGAGCAUCAGAAUGUGAGGAAGCUUAUAAGUUUUUGGACAAAUGUUCAGCUGACUUGAGCAUGAAAGUUGAAGAAAUCAUACAAAAGGGAAAAGACAUAAACGAAGCUGCUUUUGAGACUUGUGAUCCUUUAUCUUUGUCAACUUCAUACCAAAAGGAUGAAUCAGUAAAAGAUUUUGAGAGUUCAGACAUUAUAAGAGCAAAAGGCCUUAAAAACUAA